Messenger RNA from Heterobilharzia americana, 1650 nucleotides. NCBI's taxonomy places the organism in Eukaryota, Metazoa, Platyhelminthes, Trematoda, Strigeidida, Schistosomatidae. The record is from the annotation of a GenBank genome assembly.
AUGCAGAGUUUCACGUUGCUGCAUUCCAAAAAUGACCAAAGGACCAGUGAAGAAGCAGCACAGGAUAUACUCGAAGAAAAAAUCUCGCGGGAUCAUCAUUUCGGUAAGACAUAUUCCUUUUCAUUUGGUAGCGCUUUGAGUCUCUCAAGAAUGAUUUGGAACGUUUUGGGAAAGUUGGUGGAUUAUUUGACAAGCGACUCGGUAACUCUAAUGCCAAACUCACGGAAUCAGAAAAGUCCCUUCAAAGACAUAUCGUGGAAAAGUUGUGUGUCUUUAGAAAGCAUUGAUGAUAAAGACCCUCUCUUCAGGGCAGCCCAUGAUGGAACUAGGGCUGUUCAAAAACUCUGCACCGCGGAUGAUGUAGAAGGUGGAAUUGGAGUUACAAAAUUGGAAAGGUUAAAACGUGUUGAGGAAAACGAAGAACAACGUGAACGUCUGAAAACAGUUAACAAUGAUUGGACUAACAAUAUACGUUUUCUCCUAAACAAGGUUCAAGGUCUUGGAAAGCUUCCUGUAAUACAUUCUAAGCAGAAAAAUACUGCACACGUUGCCCGCUUAUUAGAAGUGCUAACAACAGACAAGAAGAUUGUACCUAUCGGUUUUGUUCCCCGCAUACACAACCCCGAGGAACAACUCUCCAAGCUUCAGGAUAUGGUGGACACUCGCAGAACUACUAUCAGAACCGAGGAACGUUCCAUGAAAGGAAAAAUAUCAGUCAGAAUGCUUCGUAUUUUACUCACAUUGCCAAAGGAAAAGUUGUAUGCCAUUACUUACAUAUCUGCCCAGUUGUGGACGGCGAAGUUUCAGCGUUUGAAAGAUGUUGUCCGUUAUCUUUUUCUAACCCAGUUGGCCAUUGAGUAUUGCCAAAACGAAUUUAAUCGCCAGCAAAGUGACGAAAUAUCUACAAGUGUUACUAAAUAUAGCGUUUUUUGUGCGGAAAUCAUUCAUUCACUUGCUCAAAUGUUUCGGCUAACUGUUGCUGAUACAAAUUCACAAAACAUUUUAGUCCUCAAAAAGUCACCUCCCUCUAUUGAAUCGCCUGACUCCAUCAAUCUCAGCAUUCAGUUACUAGAUUCCUCUACCAGACUAUCUCGUGAUGAAAUGCCUACUGUUCGUUUGGCCUGUGUAUACAGAAUGAUUCGUCUGAGUUCUCAAAUUUUUGAUGUAUACGACAAAGUUUUACCGAAAUGUGUUUUGGUGAAUCUGUUUCGUCCUCUGAAAACGGCUCUGAUAGAAAGCGAUUUUCUGUUUUAUCCGGCUGUCAUAAUAAAUGAGGUAAGGAGACUUUCAGAGGCAAUCACAAUUGCGGAAAAGGCUCCUGCACCUCCGCGUCUGGUAGUAGACUCUCGUCUCUCUAUUCUAAAUACUUUGAAACCAACGGAUUCUAAAACUCUAAAAAGAUUAGGCAUUUUGCCUCAACUGGAACCUGUUUUUGAUGAGCGUAUAUUUGCCUCCCGACGCAGUAAGAUUGACACCAAACGAAUCCUUCAAAGGAGAGUCGCGAAGGAAAAACGCUGUGCUAUGCGUGCUGUUCGACAAGAUAGUCAGUUUUUGGCUUCUCAUCAGCUGAAGCUUACAAAGAGAAGUGACUCUGUUCGUGAGAAGAAGACGAAAGCUAUUUUGAAUUCACUUCGUUCAGUUGAAGAUUAA